Molecule: messenger RNA, 8717 nt
Organism: Engraulis encrasicolus (European anchovy)
Lineage: Eukaryota; Metazoa; Chordata; Actinopteri; Clupeiformes; Engraulidae
Product: retinal-specific phospholipid-transporting ATPase ABCA4-like
Exons: 49
Coding region: 762-7547 (2261 amino acids)
Biological process (GO): lipid transport; transmembrane transport
Cellular component (GO): intracellular membrane-bounded organelle; membrane
Molecular function (GO): ATP binding; ATP hydrolysis activity; ATPase-coupled intramembrane lipid carrier activity
Source: RefSeq, a predicted model, not a curated record
UUCACGAGUAUUUGUAGUAGACCUACCACUUUGUAACAUUCUUAUUAUAGGCCUAUGUGUAUUAUUAAGCAUGACGCUAUGCAUAAUACACAUUAAGAUGGGGACUGUCUGGGCUCAAUGACAACGCCAACCGCCAAUAGAAAACCCAGAAGAAGAAGAUCCUGUACAAUCCAUAAAUCGUUGUUGCAUUCAGUCUGGGAGGUCAGGUCAGACAGACAACCAUAUGUUAGAGCUUUUCUGCACUAACUGUGAGAGGUUGGAAUUCUCAUGGGAGAGGUGUACGUUUCCUCGGAUCCCCUUUGACAGUGAGGUGAUGACUCCUUGCACGUGCUAAAUCACUUUGCACAUAAAGGCCAAGGCCAACGAUGGACAAAUCUUCUCUUAGAAUAAUGUAAUUAGCCCGGAGGGAUUUUGCGGUGAAGAUCAAAGCCUCAAUUCACAUAUUCUUUGACAGAAUAAAGUGCUGCCGUUUACACUUAUUUUUGUUUAUAUUACUUGUUGAUUGCGCGUUUGCUGAAGGCAGUGGCAGCUCGCCUGCAAAAUGGAUGAAAGGUUUCUUUGGUUCCCAACAUUCUCGAAGCGGGGGGAUUAGAAAUAAUCUGAUUACUGGUUCAGUAGGACCGCAGGAAAGCAGAGAGACGCGCACUUCACCAUGUAGUAACGCCGCGGCUAACUGCCCACCGAACAAUUAAAAAGAUGUGUCGUCGCACGAAUGUGCCCCCCCGACGGUUUCUGAGUCGUCUGUGACCUCCCUGCUCUUUAUGGGGGGUGCGACAGGGGGGUAUCGAGGAGCAAUCAUGGGCGCCAGAAGCCAAAUAUGGCUUCUCAUGUGGAAGAACUGGACCCUCCGGAAAAGACAAAAGAUCCGUUUCUUUGCGGAGAUCAUGUGGCCUGUGAUGCUGUUCAUCGGCCUGGUGUGGCUGAGGAGGGCCAACCCACUCUACCGACAACACGAAUGCCACUUCCCCAACAAAGCCAUGCCCUCCACGGGGAUCCUGCCUUGGAUCCAAGGCAUCUUCUGCAACGCCAACAACCCCUGUUUUCAGUACCCCACGCGCGGGGAGGCGCCGGGACUGGUGUCCAACUACAACAACUCACUGCUGGCUCGGUUCUGGGCGGACACGCAGGAGCUUUUCCUGAGCGACCCGGAAGUUCUGCAACUGGGCAGACUCUGGGACGAGCUCACUACCAUGGGCAACUUCAUGGACACGCUGCGCAACAACCCACAGUUAUUCGAAGGUCGUGGUGUGAAGGUGGAAGAGAUACUAAAGGAUGACGAGUCGGUCACCUCUUUCCUGCUAAGAGACGUGCCUCUGUCUGACUCCGUGGUCUACCAGCUGAUGAACGCUAGAGUCCGUCCUGAACAGUUUGCGUAUGGCGUGCCCGACCUGCAGCUGAAGGACAUAGCGUGCAGCCAGUCUCUCCUGGAGCGCUUCCUGAUCUUCCCCAGCCGCCGGGGCCUGUACGCCGUGCGCCACGCCAUGUGUGCCCUCUCGCCCAUGCGCCUGCAGAUGAUCGAGGACCGCUUCUACGCCAACAUAGACUUCUUCAAGCUCUUCCGUGUGCUCCCUCGUGUUCUGGAUGGCCACUCGAGUGGACUAGACCUGCGCUUCUGGUCACAAGCACUAUCAGGAUCAUCAAGGAAAAUCCAAGAGCUGAUGAACAGGAGUAGCGGCAAAGAGCUGGUGACCCUGCUGAGCUCCCUGUUGCGUGUGGAUGCCCCCACCCCCACCUUCACCACGCUCAUGUCCACCCUCUCCAGCCUGGUGUGUGGCUACAGCGAGGGGGCCUUCUCGCGCGUCAUGUCCUUCAACUGGUACGAGGACAACAACUACAAGGCCUUCCUGGGCAUCGACAGCUCCCGGCAGGCCCAGCGCGACUACAAGUACGACAGCACCACCACUCCGUUCUGCAAUGACCUGAUCCAGGAGCUGGAGUCGAACCCCAUCACGCGCAUCGUCUGGAGCUCCGUCAAGCCACUGCUCAUGGGACACAUCCUUUACGCACCCGACUCCCCCGCCACUCGCAAGAUCAUUAAGAACGCCAACAGCACGUUUGAGGAGCUGGAGCGUCUGAGGACCAUGGGCCUGGCCUGGGAGGAGGUGGGCCCUCAGCUCUGGGCCUUCUUCAAGGACAGCGUACAGAUGAACAUGAUCAGGAGCUCCAUCAUGAACCCGACGGUGAUGCACCACCUGAAGCGGAGCCUGCGCAGCAUGCCCUUCACCGUAAAUCACAUCCUCAACUUCCUCUUCACCGGGCCCGAGGAGGAACGCCAACCUGGCAUGCCCGCCUUCGACUGGCGCAACGUCUUCAACAUGACGGACCGCGCCAUUCGCACCAUCAAUCAGUAUGCCCAGUGUCUGGAGCUGGACAAGUUCAAGCCCCUCACCACUGAUGACGAGCUGACCUACCUGGCUCUGGACCUGCUGGACGAGGGGAAGCUGUGGGCCGGCCUGGUCUUCCAGGACAUCUACCCCUGGACCACCACUGUCCCCCCACACGUCAAGUUCCAGAUCCGCAUGGACAUAGACGUGGUGGAGCGCACCAACAAGAUCAAGGACAGAUACUGGGACCCGGGUCCGAGAGCUGAUGCCAUGGAAGACCUGCGGUAUGUGUGGGGUGGCUUCGCCUACCUCCAGGACAUGGUGGAGCACGCGGUCAUCAAGACCCACACAGGGAAGGAGUGGCCUCUAGGGGUGUACCUGCAGCAGAUGCCCUACCCCUGCUACGUGGACGACCUCUUCAUGUUGACCCUGAACCGCUGCUUCCCCAUCUUCAUGGUGCUGGCCUGGGUCUACUCGGCCUCCAUGAUCGUGAAGAGCAUCGUGCUGGAGAAGGAGCUGCGGUUGAAGGAGACACUGAAGGCCAUGGGCGUCACCAACGGCGUCAUCUGGGCCACCUGGUUCAUAGACAGCUUCUUCAUCAUGUCCAUGAGCACCGCCCUGCUCACUGCUAUCACUAUGGGUGGCAACGUGCUGAACUACAGUGACCCGCUGAUCCUCUUCCUGUUCCUGAUGGCCUUCACCACGGCGACCAUCAUGCAGUGUUUCCUGAUGAGCGUGUUCUUCAGCAAGGCCAACCUGGCGGCGGCCUGCAGCGGCAUCAUCUACUUCAGCCUCUACCUGCCCCACAUCCUCUGCUUCGCCUGGCAGGACCGCAUCACCAAGGACAUGAAGCUCAUGUUCAGUCUGCUGUCUCAGGUGGCGUUUGGCUUCGGGACGGAGUACCUGUCCCGUUACGAGGAGCAGGGGCUGGGGCUGCAGUGGGACAACAUCCAGACCAGCCCCCUGGAGGGCGACGAGUUCUCCUUCCGCACCUCCAUCGUCAUGCUGGCCGUGGACACCGUGCUCUACGCCGUGCUGGCCUGGUACCUGGACAACGUCUUCCCAGGGCAAUAUGGGAUUCGGCGGCCGUUUUAUUUCUUUGUCCAGCCAUCCUACUGGAAAGGGUCCGAUGUUUCCCCACCAGGUGAGUACAAUGAAGACACAGUAAGUACAGUAUGUACUUUUGAGGACGAGCCCCUGGGUCUGGAGGUGGGGGUGUGUGUGCAGAACCUGGUGAAGAUCUUCAGUGGCAGCUCCAGGCCAGCGGUGGACGGCCUCACCAUCAGCUUCUACGAGGGCCAGAUCACCGCCUUCCUGGGCCACAACGGAGCCGGCAAAACCACCACCAUGUCCAUCCUCACUGGACUGUUCCCUCCGACCUCUGGGACGGCGUUAAUUUAUGGGAAGGACAUCCGCACGGACAUGGACACUAUCCGCCGCUCCCUGGGCAUGUGCCCCCAGCACAACAUCCUCUUCAACAAUAUGACGGUGGCGGAGCAUAUCCUGUUCUACUCCCUCCUGAAGGGUCGGCCGGUGCCCGAGGCCCAGGAGGAGAUGGAGAACAUGCUGGAAGACCUGGGCAUGCCGCACAAGAGGGACGAGGAGGCUCAGAACCUCUCAGGUGGGAUGCAGAGGAAGCUGUCUGUUGCCAUGGCGUUUGUGGGCGGUGCCAAGGUAGUGAUUCUGGACGAGCCGACGUCGGGAGUGGACCCCUACUCUAGACGCUCCAUCUGGGAUCUGCUGCUCAAGUACCGAGAAGGUCGUACGGUGAUCUUGUCCACGCACCACAUGGACGAGGCGGACCUGCUGAGUGACCGCGUGGCCAUCAUCUCUCUCGGCCGGCUGCACUGCUGCGGGUCGCCCCUCUUCCUCAAGAAGCGCUUCAGCGCCGGCUUCUACCUCACACUCGUACGCCGCAUGAAGGACGGACCUCCGCUCGUCAAGAAAAAGGACCAGUGUCACUGUGAGCAGAAGUGCACCUGUAAGUGCUCCCUCUGCGCCAAGUCUAAAGAGGGCGACCUAGCUGAGCCUGGUGUUUGCCGUAGACAGAUGGAAGGUGAUGUGGAGGCCAUUACGGCUCUGGUCCACCACCACGUCCCCGAGGCGCGGCUGAUCGAGGAGAUCGGCCAGGAGCUGACCUACCUGCUGCCCCACCGCGGCUUCAAGAACCGUGCCUACGCCAGCCUGUUCAGAGAGCUGGAGGAGUCCCUCACAGACAUGGGCCUCAGCAGCUUUGGGGUCUCAGACACCUCCCUGGAGGAGAUAUUCAUGAAGGUCACUGCAGAUGGCCAAGCAGCCCAGCAGGACAAGGCACCAGCAGAGGACAGUAAGGAGGUGCAGACCAAUGGGCAGGGAGGUGGAGGUGGCGGACGCAUGUUGGAGGCGAAUGAUGGCCGCGGCUCGCGGCAGGUGAAGGGGCUCCCUCUCAUCAUGAAGCAGUUUGUCGCCCUGAUCAUCAAGCGCUACCAUCACUCCAUGCGCUCCACCAAAGACUUCCUCGCUCAGAUUGUUCUUCCUGCCAGCUUUGUGUUCGUGGCUCUGAUGUUCACCCUCGUCGUUCCCCCAUUUGGAGAGUACCCUACUCUGACCCUCACACCCUGGAUGUAUGGACGGCAGUUUACCUUCUUCAGCAAUGAGCAGCCCCAGGAUCCCACCAUGAGAUACUUUGCAGACGUGCUGCUGAACAGGCCGGGUUUUGGAACGCGCUGCAUGACAGAAGAGCCACUGAAGGAGUUCCCCUGCAACAACAUCACCACGGAGUGGGAGAUGCCGAUGGUCAACCCGGUGCUGAUCGAGUGGCUGGAGCGGCCGUACUGGACGGAGCUCCACCCCUCCCCUGGCUGCCAGUGCAGCACGCCCAGGAAGCUCACCAUGCUGCCGGACUGCCCCGAGGGAGCCGGGGGGCUGCCCCCUCCACAGAGGAUCCAGUCCACAGGGGAUGUGUUGUUGGACCUGACCCGCAGAAAUAUAUCGGACUUCCUGGUGAAGACUUACCCCAGCCUGAUCAGAACCAGUUUGAAGAGCAAAUAUUGGGUGAAUGAACAAAGAUAUGGAGGAAUCUCUGUGGGAGGUCAGCUUCCAGUUCUGGAUGUGGAACCAAGAGCAAUCCAGGAGACGGCCACUCAACUUGGACGCCUACUCAACAUUACAGGGGGACCGAAUUCCAGGCUUGCUCUCGAUGAGAUUGGAACGUUUCUGAGGUACAUGGAGACCGAAUACAAUGUAAAGGUCUGGUACAAUAAUAAAGGCUGGCAUGCCAUGGUGGCCUUCAUGAACGUGGCCAAUAACGCCAUCCUGAGAGCCCACUUGCCCGCCGGUGCCAACCUGGCAGAGUACGGCAUCACCGUGGUCAACCACCCACUCAACCUCACUAAGGACCAGCUCUCAGAAGUCACAGUUCUGAGCACCUCUGUGGAUGCGGUGGUGGCUAUCUGCGUGAUCUUUGCCAUGUCCUUUGUGCCGGCCAGCUUUGUCCUCUACCUCAUCCAGGAGCGCGUCACCCAGGCCAAGCACCUGCAGUUCGUCAGCGGCGUCAGCCCCUUCAUCUACUGGGUCGCCAACUUCCUCUGGGACAUGGUAAACUACACAGUGAGUGCAGGGUUGGUGGUGGCCAUUUUCGUUGCCUUUGACAAGAAAUGCUACACGUCACCCACCAACCUCAAUGCCCUGAUCACUCUGCUGCUGCUCUAUGGUUGGUCUGUGACGCCCAUGAUGUACCCGUUGUCGUACGUGUUCAGCAUCCCGAGCACAGCGUACGUCUCCCUGUCGAGUAUCAAUCUCUUCAUCGGCCUCAACAGCAGUGCCAUCACCUUCAUCCUCGACCUGUUUGACAGCACGGGUCUGUAUAAGUGUAACCAGGCGUUGAAGCGCGUGCUGCUCAUCUUCCCCCACUACUGCCUGGGCAGGGGCCUUAUCGACAUGGCCAUGAAUCAGGCCGUCACCGAGGUCUACGCACGUUUUGGCGAGGACUUUCAGCUAGACCCUUUUCACUGGGACUUCCUGGGCCGGAAGAUGGCCUUCAUGGCCGCCGAGGGCUUCAUCUACUUCGCCUUCAACAUCCUCAUCCAGUACCGCUUCUUCCUCACACAGUGGAUGGCAGACUGCAGUCUGCCCCCACUGUCAGAGGAGGAUGUGGAUGUGGCCAAGGAGAGAGAGCGCCUCCACAUGGAGAACAGCAGCUGUGACAUCCUGCAGAUCAAAGACCUGACUAAGCUAUACACAGGCCGCAAUACACCAGCGGUGGACCGGAUAUGCGUGGGUGUGUCGCCUGGAGAGUGCUUUGGACUGCUGGGGGUGAAUGGAGCCGGGAAGACCACUACCUUUAAAAUGCUGACAGGAGACAUCGAGGUCACAUCAGGUGAAGCUGCCGUCACAGGACACAGCAUCCUGACCAACAUCCUGGAUGUGCAUCAGAACAUGGGCUACUGUCCUCAGUUCGAUGCCAUCGAUGACCUGCUGACUGGGAGAGAACAUCUGCACCUCUACGCUCGCCUCAGAGGGGUCCCAGAGUCUGAGAUUAGCAGGGUGGCUGAAUGGGCCAUUCAGAAGCUGGGUUUGUCCCAGUACGCCAACUACAGCGCUGGCACAUACAGCGGGGGGAACAAGCGCAAACUCUCCACAGCCAUCGCUAUGAUUGGCUGCCCAGCCCUGCUGCUACUGGAUGAGCCCACUACAGGUAUGGAUCCCCACUCCCGCCGCUUCCUCUGGAACUCCAUCAUGAGUGUCAUCCAGGACGGACGCGCCGUGGUACUCACUUCACACAGCAUGGAGGAGUGUGAGGCCCUCUGCACUCGUCUGGCCAUCAUGGUCAAUGGAACCUUCAAGUGUCUGGGCACCAUCCAGCACCUCAAGUACAAAUUUGGUGACGGCUACGUGGUGACCAUGAAGAUCCGGGCGGCCAAGGAGGGCGUGCGUCCCAACCUGAACCUGGCCGAGGCCUUCAUGGAGAGCACGUUCCCGGGCUGCGUGCAGAAGGAGAAGCACUACAACACGCUGCAGUACGAGAUCGCCACCUCCUCCCUUGCACGCAUCUUCCAGCUCAUGCUGGCCAACAAGGAGCGGCUACACAUCGAGGACUACUCCGUCUCCCAGACCACUCUGGACCAGGUGUUUGUGAACUUUGCCAAGCUGCAGUGCAGGGAGGAGCACUCCAUGGUCCUCCACCCGAGGGCCGCGGGGGCCAGGCGCGAGUUCAAGGUCUUGCCGGUCAGAGCCAAGAACUGAGGAGCGCAGCCCAGCCGAGGGGAGACCGAGAGCCGGGGCCUGGAGGGGAGGCAGAGGCAACGGCAAAGGCAAAGGCCUGCUCUCUGACUCAGAGAGGACAUCUGGACCUGCGAGCUCCCCUUAUCCUCUGACAUUACACUUCCUUUCCCUCCUCUACUGUUGGUGCUGCUGCUGCUGCUGGUUCUGCUGCUUCAGUUGCUUCAAGCCCUGUCUGAAUCCAGAAUCUUCACGUGUUCACUAUCCAGUAGCCUGAUAAUCAUCGACUUUCUAAUCUGUUCGAGACUUGGUCUGACCAAUAGCAUAACAAUGAACAUUUCCCAAACGGCAUGGUCCACCCGCCUCCCUAGGUUUGCUGCUGAUUGAUUGUUUUCCUGCAAAGUGGGUGGAGUUCCCGAUUUUUCGGGAGAUCAGAAACGAUAUUUACAUUGCUCUUGGCCUGAAUAGAAGCAACGUCAAAUGUGUUGCAUCACUAGGAGGGUGUGGCCUGGCUACUAUCCAGUGCUCUAUGUAGGAAACUGAACUUUUUAACUCACACCUACUAUGCACAAUGUAGACAAUAAGUGCAAAUGAGUGGGAUGUGUGGGCACAUCCCUUUUGUAGAGGAGUUUCUGAGACAAGACAAUUUCUCAAAGACUGUCCCAUUGCGAGACUUGCGUACUCUAGUGUGUGUUGCGUUGCGCCGCACCGCACCACACCACAGACUUCUAAGAUUGCUUUGAACUGCUCAUGCCAAGGAUAUGUCUCUGAUCUCUCUGUCUGCACAGUUGGGUCGGGUUGAGAUGGGUUGUGUUUGGAUUAGCCUAGCAAGUGUGUAAGCUGCGAGACAGAGACAGAGAGAGAGAGAGAGACCCAUGAGUGCAAGAAAGCAAAUGAGUCAGACGCUCGUGUAUAGCUUUGCUGAUUAGCACUUUAUUGAAAUCAAUCAACUUGUUUUUUUUUCUACCAAUGCGCUUUUUGAUGAAGAGAAUUUGAAUAGUGCAAUAGUUUUAUUGUAUUGAGACUGCUCUUGCCAAGGAGGUGUUAUUUUCUAUGCCUCUGAAUACUUGAUGAAACAGUAGAAAAGGCUUUUCAUUGCACAACAUUGCUUGAUCAGGACGUUAUUUCCCCUGGACUGUCCCACCGGGCAUAUCUGAUGAUGAUGAAAACGAUUCCAUAAAAGAAAUUGAUUGA